AUGUCAAACGGAAGGUCGGAAGAUACGGAAGUAGAUUUCAAGGAGAUCAGCUUGGAUCAACCCAUUGAUACUCCACAUUCCGAGCAAGUAGACCCGAAUUUGAAUCAGAAUCUAGGUGUUACUGAAAUAAAUGAAUCAUUAGAAGGCGAUCGCAACAAUUUCAGUCCUAAUUUCUACGAAUCAGGCUACACUUGGCAGUCAGAGAGGUGUGAACAUGAAAGAUCCAUCUCAGAGUCUAUACAGUUUCAAUCAAAUUUAGAUUCACAAAUCAGUGAGAGAGUUAUACAAAGACUAGACUACGGCUUUAAUAACGUUGAUGAACCGGAGGAAAGCGGGAGUUCAGAGACCACAUCCACUCAUUUGGGCGGCCCAAAUUACAAUAAUUUGGCCAACUAUUCCACUGACGUUGAAAAGACUGGAGAAAACGGUUUAAGAAACUCUGAUAACUCGGGAGAUGAGUCUGGGAACAGUGAAUCAGCUCCAUCGCGUUUCAGGCAAAUACCUAUUCGGGACGAGGCUGAGAUGAGUAAAAUUCACAGGGAAGCUCUGAGACUGAUGACAGUGGAAUCGGAUGAAGAGCUCUCAGAGUCGUCAGUAUCUGGAGGAGAAGAUAAAGAGGACCGGCUGGGCGACGAGCCGCCCGAGUACAACCUCUCAGACCAACAGUCCCCGGACCGAUUAUCAGAACCUUCCCGGGAUUUGGGAUUUUCGGACAUAGACCUGUCGCCGAAGAAGGAACUCAAGGCAAAACAUCGCAAAAAGCAUAAAUCGAGCUCAAAAACAUUCGAGUCUAUUUUCCAAAAAUCGUCCAGCGGCAAGUUAGGGAAAACGCAGAAGACCAAGACCACAGCUGCUACGACCAGCCCUACGGCAAAGGAAAACGUAUUCGUCACCACCAGCACGAGCUCCAUGGGCAGCUCGAAGAAGAAGGAAAAGAGUCCGACCUGGACGAACUAUGAGAUACCGAGUAAGCCGGGGAGGAAGGGGCCGACGCUGGGCGUCUUCUACGACUCGGUCAAGUCGUCGAAGACGUACCAGAGGGCGGAGAGCGGGAAGGACCAGAAGUGCAUAGUGCUCCAGACGCCGGACUCGCUAGAGCGGUACCUGCACCCGUUCCAGGUGGUCUCGAACUACUACCAGAACACCAACUACAUCAAGUACUACAACAAGAACGCGGGCGACGAGGACGGCCUCAUGAACAACUACUACUUCAUCAACACGAUGACGCAGCGGAAGAGCCUGCUGCCCUACUACGUGACUAAGACCAUAUUCGGAAACGUUCCCGGGAUGGGCAGGGUGCUGGUGUGCGGAACUCAGUGCGGGAAGAUAAUCUUCUACUCGUUCUUCAGCCUCGACGAGCUGCUGGUGCUGGACACGCGCACGGUCUACGACAAGUACCUCUCCAGAGACAACUCGAUCGACUCAGAGAGCGGGUGCGACAUGAACAGGGCGAUAGACUCGACGCUCUUCGAAGUGAACUGUUUGUCGCUGAUAUCUACCUUCCACAACUACAGCUCACUGCUCGCAAUCGGGAACCACCUGGGCCACCUGCUACUGUACCAGAUACCCAAGUUGCAGCUGAUUAAAAUGAUCUACCCAGUCAACCUGGGCACCACGACCUCCUUUACCCCAAACAGCAGCAUUAACACGCUUUCUAGCACUCAAAGCCACAACUCGCUCAGCAGCCAGGAGAGCAUAGUCACUGAUACCGAGGAGGUGCUGAUCGACGAGUUGGAGCUGCUGAAGAUCAGGAGGCACAAGAACAACACUGGCGUGAACAGGGCCGAGAACGGAGUGGUCUCCGCCGACGACGACGUCGUCUUCAUAUCCUGCCUGGGGAGCUGCGCUGCCACCGGGGACCUGUGGGUGGGCUACGGCAACGGCAACUUCGCCAUCUACUCGCGCGCCUUCAAGCUCAGGCACUUCUGCAACUCGAGUCACCUGAGUGAGGGCAGCGCCGCCAACAUCACUCUCGACCAGGGCGUCUACAGCGUCAACGCCUUCGAGUUCUGCAACCACGAGCAGAUCGUGCUCGUGCUUUACGGCAACGUGAAGGUCGACAUCUUCACCUUCGAGGGCGCGUUCCUCAGCACCAUCAGCGCGACGAGGCUCACCAACAACGCCACGCCCAUAUCGACCAUCCACGUGUCGAACUCGCGCGCCAGCGGCAGUGUUCUUUACAUGGGCCUGAUGGACGGCUCCCUGCUCGUGAAGCAGAUCGUGUACACCACGAGCGCGUCCAACAACGGCGGCAGCCCUGCGAAGGACGCCAAGCCGGGCUGCGGCGAUGAGGACCGUGGUCUCGUCCAGCUGCUCAGCAACAACAUCGAGUUCGUGCUCCUGUACAACCUGAGUUACAGGAUCGACGGCGAGCUGAACUUCGGCGCUCCCGUCACCAGCAUUUGUCCCGUGCCCUCUCAGCACCUUGUACUACUAGGCAACGCCUCUGGAGGCUUAUCCGUGAUAUCCAAUUUGGAUGUUUAA
Molecule: messenger RNA, 2484 nt
Organism: Theileria orientalis strain Shintoku
Lineage: Eukaryota; Apicomplexa; Aconoidasida; Piroplasmida; Theileriidae
Exons: 1
Coding region: 1-2484 (827 amino acids)
Molecular function (GO): protein binding
Source: RefSeq, a predicted model, not a curated record